UUUUCUGUCAAACCUUCCUUACAAUAAGGACAAUAUAUUGGAGAAGUUAUUAAAAUCCCAGAGGUCACACAAACAGGAAAUAAUUUAUCAUGUCCUUGGCAUCAUUCGAGAUCACUUUGCAGAGGAUGGAAUGACGGAAACUGGUUUUGAUGAUUUUGCUAUUGGUAAGAUAGAUAACCCUUGUGAGAUAACUAUUUAUUUCAUAAUAUUGAUUUUUUUCAAGAAGCUUUGAUUUGGUCUUUUUUUAAUAAAUUGAAAGAUUGUGUUUAAGUCGUGUGAAGGAAAUAGUAGAACAAGGUGUGUGGAAGCUUGAAUAGAAAGUCUGAAUAAUAAAAUUAAGAUAAUGAUGUUUUUGCGAAGAGCCUCCCUGAGCAAAGCUCUAGACAUGAAGUAUGCAAAUGUAGGCUUAAAGCAGGGUUGAUGUUUGAAAGAAGUGGAAGAAAUCAAAGUGAAAUGACUUCUUUUGCUAAAAAAUCCUAUUCUGAAAUACUAAUUUAUAAAUAGAUGAAUAUAUUAUUGACUCUUUCUCAAAUAUAAAUAACUUCUUUUUUUACAUAUUGAAAACAUGUAAUUGAAAAAUAUGCAGACAAACAUUGCCAUAAAAGUUUUAUUGGCAGUUCCAUCAUUAAAAUGAAGCACUCUCCCUUGGAUCACUUAAUGGUCUAAUUAUCAAACUAAUUUUCAAGUAAAAAUAAAAUGUAUUUUCUGAGUAUCAAUGGAAAAUAGUAUUGGAUCUUGUGUAAUGCAUUUAAUCAUCUGCAACAUUUUCCUACCUUCACAUCGCAUACAAAAACUCAUCUAAAAAUAAUGCCAUUUAGGCAGGAACAUUUUUCAGUUCAUCUACAAUGUAAUGCUACUAUCUUCCUGAUAAUGCCACUCAUUUUACUUAUUAUGCCAUACCCCUCUUCAUAAUAUCACCCACCUCCUCAUAAUGAUAAUACUUCCCCAUAAUGCCACUUACCUCCUUAUAAUACCACACUGCAGUUGACAUAUUGAAAAGUAGAAUUUUAUACUGUUAAUCCAAUGGUUGAUCCAAUGGAUGAUCAAGUGGUUAAAUAGUGAAGUCCAAAAAAUUAAAGAAAUCCUUUCAAACUGUUGAUGUAAAAAAGAAAAUGUUUUUAAAAACAAUUUUUAUCAUUAAAUGACAUAUCACUCUUCUAGUUCUAGAAACUUUACUUGUCCUUUGAUAACUUAACUUACUCUUUGAUAAAUGUAUUCAACUUUUGAUAGCUUAACUUACUAUUUGAUAAAUGUAUUUAACCUUUAAUAACUUACUCUUUGAUAACUUUACUUACCCUUUGAUAACUUAACAUAUUCUUUGAUAACUUACUCUUUGCUAACUUAACUUUACUUACCCUUUGAUAACUUAACAUAUUCUUUGAUAACUUACUCUUUGCUAGCUUAACUUACCCUUUGAUAACUUAUGCUCAAAUAAGACCAUACAUAUUUUUUUUUCUGUUUUCUCAUUACAGCUGAAUACAUCAUUUCCCUGUCAUCUCUCACAUGGGACACCUUUUGUUCUGCAAUCACCGAAAAGUAUUUUCACCUUCUUUGGACGCCAUCUGUUCUGCAGAAUCUAUAUGAUGCCAUUGGUGGGCCAACAUCUCAACAGUCUCAGUAAGUUUCAACAAUUCUAUUAGCAUAUGAUGCCAUUGGUGGGCCAACAUCUCAACAGUCUCAGUAAGUUUCAACAAUUCUAUUAGCAUAUGAUGCCAUUGGUGGGCCAACAUCUCAACAGUCUUAGUAAGUUUCAACAAUUCUAUUAGCUUGUUCAAAGAAUUGUAUUUUGCAUGAGUAACUGUAUCAAUAUUUAUAGUCAUAUAUGUGAUUAAUUUAUUUUGUUCAUGAUUUUCUGUAAAAAUUCAAAAGCAACUAUCCGGUUUGAAAAUAAUAUUUAAUGUUAAAAUAUUUUGAUUUACAAGGAUUAAAUAUUUGAUGAUAUUUAAGUACCACAAAUAUUUAGUGUGUUUUUUGUGUGUGUCUAUUGUAGUCUUUCAACCAAUUCACUGACACGAAAACAUACGCACCAUGAUAAACAAAGGGCGGCACAGUCAAGGCAAGUUACAUCACCUGCUAGCACCCAAUACCAAAGUAGACAUCAACAUCAUCACAGACCAUCAGACCCUACAGGUCAGCUGGAUUCUCAUGCUGCCACAUUGAGAUCUACAGAGCAGAAGACGAAACCCUCAGGACAAAACUGUGAGCCAGAUCACAAACUAAUGCACAGCAAUGAUGCCAGAAAGGAUGAUUCUUCAAACAGGUCAAGCUCUUCGUCAUUACCAAAUGCAUCAACUGAUCAUAUGACCAUUGUGUCCAAUGAGACAGAUGUGCAUCAAGUUUCUGGUCAUUUCAACAAUCAAUCUUUUAACAGCAGCAGUCCUGUAUCCCGCUCUUCCCAUUCAGGCUAUGACAAGAAAGACAAGAGAAAAAUUGGAGAAUUCAGUUCUAAUCCUCAGGCCCAUGUACCAGAUUAUCCUAUAAAACCUCAUACUUCUGCCAGUUCUCCUUCUGAACAUAUCAAUAUUACACAUAACAAGAGAAAUCAGGCCUACUCAAGUGUAUCUGUUCCAAAUGGAUUUGAUAAUAUGACAACACAUUUUACUGACCGAAAACAGACAGUCCAAUCCACACACAGCUUUAAGCCAAAGCCUUUGAAGGAUUACGGAUCUGAAAAUGGAAAUGCCUUAAGCUCAAAUGACGAUAAUGUUCAAGCUCUCCCAGUUUCUAACAGACUCAAUACACCGCACUCUAAGUACAGUUCUAGUCACAGUAGGCAAUUACCUAAAGAUAAUAAAUAUUUGUCACCAAAUAAUGCUUAUAAUAAUACACCCUAUCAGCCCCAGAAACAUAGCCUUGAAAGCAGUGCAAUAAUGAAUUCAAAUCAAAAGUUCAAUCAGAAUAACAGUGCCCAGUACAAUGAUCGCAGCUUGCCAAGACAACAUCAGAAACCAGUUCAAAGAUUGCGGGCACCAUCAGCUCCAAAUUUUCGAUCUACAAAAUCUC
This is a messenger RNA of Lymnaea stagnalis (great pond snail), 3003 nucleotides long. The record is from the annotation of a GenBank genome assembly. Lineage: Eukaryota; Metazoa; Mollusca; Gastropoda; Lymnaeidae.